GAUCCCAGUUCUGUCAACAUUCUCUUUGACUGAGGGGUUGGAAGGCUGUUAUUAACUGCGUCUGAUUGGCUCUCAGAAUCCAGCAACUAGCGUUAUUGACUGGCAAGAGAGUAAUGUGCAACUGUAGUUUUGGAGACCUGGGUUGUUAAAAAGACACUUUGCGGGAUCCUGUACUCGUGAAAUCCUGAGUUUUUUCUGCCGCACAUUUGCCUGCCUGUAUUUAGGCACUGGAAAAGAGAACGAAGCAAAGCUGUUGGAGGGCUUAUGAAAAUGGAAUGGAAUUCCCUGUUAAUGCUCCUGGAAGCCGCAGAAUACUUGGAAAGGCGAGAGAGAGAGGCAGAGCACGGUUAUGCCUCGGUGUUGCCCUUCGACAGUGACUAUACCAGAAGGAAAUCAAAAGCCAGGAAAUCCCCAAAUAACCGAUCUUCACAUAACGAACUAGAAAAGCACAGACGGGCUAAACUCCGGCUAUAUUUGGAAGAGCUAAAGCAGCUUGUCCCUUUGGGAGCAGAUAGCACCAGACAUACCACGCUCAGUCUGCUGAAAAGAGCCAAGAUGCAUAUUAAGAAAUUGGAAGAACAGGACCGAAGAGCUCUAAAUAUUAAAGAACAAUUACAACGCGAACAUAGAUAUCUCAAGCGUAGAGUAGAACAGCUCUCUGGGCAAGGCCUGGAACGAAUUCGCACAGACAGCCUGGGAUCAACAAUAUCCACUGAUUCUGAGCAAGAGGUAGACAUUGAAGGAAUUGAAUUUGGAUCAGCUGAAAUGGACAGUAGCGGGAACGCCAGUGAUGCCGAGGACCAGUAUAGUUUGCACGGCUGUUCAAGUGACAGUGGCUAUUCACAUCCCCACAGACUCAAUGCCAGACUUCUGUAGUGCUUGAGUGAAACACUCAGCUCAGGACCUUUGACUUGAAGCACUUACACAAAAAAUCCCAGAGUUGUUGACUGCCACUCUUCCAGGAAGCCUCAACUGCAGUACUCCAAAAGGAGUUUUGUUAUCCAGGGUUCUUCUCUCAACUAUAGCUAGAAUUUUAAAUAAACUGCAAAUCAUGUUUUUAAGCAUAAUGUGAUUAGACAUGGUUGUAGCUUGAAAUUUCUUUAUAUAGCCAUGGUACAAACUCUUAAAACUCUUAAACUAUUUUGGUUUUAUUGGUAUUUUUAAAGUCCAUCUAAGGCGUGUCAAAGUCAAACUUAAAAGGACUACAUUUUGGAAAGAAAUUCAGAUUGUUUCAGAUGUCAAAAUGUAAUGAAGACUUGGGAAGAACUACAUGCAAAAUGAAGCUUGUUGUAUUAAAAAGUGAUUUGUCUCUGGCAGUGGCAACUGCUCCAGCCAAAACAGCAUGAA
This is a messenger RNA of Hemicordylus capensis (graceful crag lizard), 1347 nucleotides long. RefSeq names its product MAX dimerization protein 4 (gene MXD4). The record is from RefSeq and is a predicted model, not a curated record. Lineage: Eukaryota; Metazoa; Chordata; Lepidosauria; Squamata; Cordylidae. Gene Ontology annotation, biological process: regulation of transcription by RNA polymerase II. The transcript has 6 exons. The coding region runs from base 265 to 876 and encodes 203 amino acids. Gene Ontology annotation, molecular function: protein dimerization activity; DNA-binding transcription factor activity, RNA polymerase II-specific; RNA polymerase II cis-regulatory region sequence-specific DNA binding.